Ilyonectria robusta is the source of this 1125-nucleotide messenger RNA. Its product is annotated as alcohol dehydrogenase GroES-like domain-containing protein. The transcript is spliced from 2 exons. Lineage: Eukaryota; Fungi; Ascomycota; Sordariomycetes; Hypocreales; Nectriaceae. The record is from RefSeq and is a predicted model, not a curated record. Gene Ontology annotation, molecular function: zinc ion binding; oxidoreductase activity. Bases 35 to 1084 code for a protein of 349 amino acids.
CUCUUAUCCAACAAGUUUUUACUCUCCAACUUCCAUGAUGGCGUCUUCUAUCAAGCCAGUUCUUCCCACCUCCUACAAAGCUGCCGUCAUUGAAGCACCCGGAGCUCCUUUGAAAGUCAUCGAUGUUGAUUUGAAGAAGCCCGGUCCUGGCCAAGUUCUAGUCAAGGUUCUUGCUUGUGGUGUUUGUCAUUCCGAUGCGGGACUUCAGCAAGGUCAUUUUGGGCCACACCUUUUCCCGCGCGUCCCAGGCCACGAGAUCGUCGGGGACGUUGUUGAAAUUGGCGAGGGAGUCAGCCGCGUCGCGAAUGGAGACCGUGUUGGAGGGACUUGGCAUGGAGGUCACGACCAUACUUGUCGCCAAUGUCACAUGGGGCUCUUUCAAAUCUGCGACAAUGCCGUUUCUAACGGCAUCUCUCAAGACGGUGGUUAUGCGGAAUUCGUCUUGCUUCGUUCCGAGGCAGUUGUCAGAGUUCCCAAAGACCUAGAUCCGGCUCAAGUUGGUCCUCUGCUCUGCGCUGGCGUCACAGUUUUCAACAGCAUCCGUAAGAUGAAAAUUGAACAAGGAAACCUUGUUGCUAUUCAGGGCAUUGGUGGAUUAGGUCAUUUGGCAAUUCAGUACGCCAACAAAAUGGGAUACAAGGUUGCGGCUCUCAGUUCUGGUCCAGAAAAACGAGACCUUGCCUUGAAACUCGGAGCGCACGAGUUUAUCGAUUCCAGCCAAGUUGAUCCUAUUGAAGCACUCAAGGAGUUGGGUGGCGCCGCACUCAUUAUUGCCACAGCACCCAACCCCAAAUCCAUUGCUCCUCUCACGGGGGCGCUUAGGGCAGCUGGAAAGCUUUGCGUGCUCUCGCCGGUGGGCCAGCUUGAGAUCAACAGCUUUGAUCUGAUUUCAAAAGCCGCGUCUGUUCAUGGUUGGCCUAGUGGGCAUGCUUUGGACUGCGAAGAUGCAAUCGAUUUCGCGCGGACGCAUGGGGUAACGUGUCUUGUUGAGCGUUUUUCUCUCCAUAACGCUCAAGAAGCGAUGGAUACAAUGAUUCAGAAUAAGGUCAGGUUUCGAAGUGUUCUGGUUAUGGGAUCGGAAUAGAAGAUGGUCAAGCUACAUUUAGAACUUGAUAUUGUGUUGAC